AUGGAGGUAGUCGUUUGGAUAUUCGGCGUGUUAUUAAGGGUCCUACGCUUCAUCACGAAGCCGUUUUUCUGGCUGCGGACCCGCAAAGAGCAGAGAGUACCUCCGAUCAAGGACCCACUGCUUAUGAAAAGCGCGACGAAGUUGGCGGCUGAUAUAUACAACGGGGAGGUGACAAGUGAAGAUGUAGUGUCAAGAUUUAUAUUGAGGAUAGAAGAAGUCAAUCCGUACAUCAAUGCCGUUGUCGAACAUCGCUUCAAAGCGGCCAAGGAGGAGGCGAUUGAGAUUGAUAGAAAGAUAGACGAGGCUCGAGCGAGAGGUGACCUGGACACCUUAGUAGCUGGUAAACCAUUGCUCGGUGUACCGUUCACUGUUAAGGAAAGCUGCUCACUCGCCGGUAUGUCCAACUCCGUGGGCUGCUUGGAGUUCAGGGAUCGUCGAGCGUUAAUAGACGGCGGGGCUGUUAGUCGGGUGCGGGCCGCGGGUGGGAUACCCCUGCUGGUGUCAGCGACCCCUGAACUGUGUUUGGGCUGGGAGACGACCAGCUUACUGCGAGGGCGCACCAACAACCCGUACGGCCUCGCGAGGACACCGGCGGGAUCCUCGGGCGGAGAGGCGGCGUUAGUAUCUUCGGGAGCCUCCGUGCUAUCAGUGUCGUCUGACAUCGCGGGCUCCAUCAGGAUCCCCGCGGCUUUCUGCGGACUCUUUGGACACAAGCCCACGCCAGGUAUAAUUCCCAUCUCGGGUCACAUCCCUACGCUUCAAGACGAGCAGUAUUCUCGCUUCCUGACCGUGGGGCCCAUCACUAGAUACUCCGAGGACCUGUACCUGAUGAUGCACGUGUUGGCGGGGGAGGGGGGGAAGGACCUGUACCUGCACAGGCCCGUCGACAUACAACACUUGAAGGUGUUCUUCAUGACGGAGGCGUCUCAGUCCUUGGCCUUCUCCCCGGUGGAGGACAACAUCAAGCUCGCGGUCCUGGCGGCCGUACAACACUUGAAGGAGCGCGGCGCUACCGUCUGUGAGGAAAAAUUCAAUGAGUUGAAGGACGCGGUGGAGAUGUCUUCGUCAGUUUUCUUUUCUAUGAAAGACAUUCCUAACAUGUUGCUGGACCCCGCAAAUCCUAAGCGUGAGAAAAACCUGAUACUGGAAACUUUGAAGACGUUAUUCGGCUCGGGAAAAAGGUCUUUACAGGCGCUCUGCUUCGAGCUACUCAAGAGGAAGAGGCUGUUUGUACCCGCGAGGAAGGCGCCCUACUAUAUAGAGAAAGCUAACAAGCUGAGGGAAAAGAUGGAGCGUGUUCUCUCGUCGAAUGGCGUGUUUUUGUUCCCGUGUCACUCGUCUUCAAGUCACGCUCACGGCGGCGUGUUCGUUCACGCGCCGGGUGUUGUGUACACGAUGCCGUUCAACGCGCUAGGCCUGCCGGCGACCACGGUCCCGAUGCCAGGCCCGAAGCCCGGGUCCAGGCCCCUCGCGGUGCAGGUAGUGGCAGGCCCUGGUCAGGACCGACUGUGCCUGGCUGUCGCUAAGGAACUAGAGGUCAAGUUCGGUGGUUGGACUCCCCCAUAA
Molecule: messenger RNA, 1566 nt
Organism: Danaus chrysippus (African queen)
Lineage: Eukaryota; Metazoa; Arthropoda; Insecta; Lepidoptera; Nymphalidae
Source: the annotation of a GenBank genome assembly